Messenger RNA from Aspergillus alliaceus, 1182 nucleotides. Its product is annotated as ankyrin repeat-containing domain protein. Gene Ontology annotation, cellular component: nucleus; cytoplasm. Gene Ontology annotation, molecular function: protein binding. The transcript has a single exon. Bases 1 to 1182 code for a protein of 393 amino acids. NCBI's taxonomy places the organism in Eukaryota, Fungi, Ascomycota, Eurotiomycetes, Eurotiales, Aspergillaceae. The record is from RefSeq and is a predicted model, not a curated record.
AUGCCACCAUCUGAACAAUCAUGCUUCACAAAGCUCUCGGAUGAUUUGUUUUACGAUGUCGCCGAGUAUCUCGACAAGAGGGAUCUCUGUCGGCUAUCUGCGACAUGCAAAUCUCUGAACGAUAUCCUCCUCGGUCGGAGAAGAAAGGCAGCAAGACAGUGUGCUGUUCCAGCAGACGAAGAAUAUGAAAGAAUAGGAAACGAAAAACCUGCCGAGCCAAUGCUGAGGUGUAUUCUCGAAUCCAACAUUGCUGCCCUUAGACUGUUCCUAGACGCAGGCGUGGACCCCAACUCCCGCGCCGUGACGCACCGAAGCCCCAUGUUUCUUAUUGCUGUGGACAAACUCAAGUAUAAAAGCGCCAGUCUCUUGCUGGAAUAUGGUGCCGAUCCGAAUCUAGCAGAUAAAAAUGGAAAAGUGCCGUUCGACUUGAUUGACCGUCUUCGGUGCCCAGAUAUUGUGCCGACGCUGGCGGAUUUUCUCAACAAGGCCGGAUGCAAAAACGUUACUAGAUUAACUUCCUUUGCUGUGAUCUGUCGUUACGCGCGCUUGGAUACCGUCAAAGGUCUACUGGACAUCGGGACAGAUAUUUUGUCUUUGCGAGGGAACCACGGCAUAACCGUGUUCCAUGAACUUGCCAGGCAUGGCUCUCUAAGUUCUUUCGUAACGGGCACUCCACGCACCCUGGACCUUCUGAUCGAGUUGUCACCGGCUCUUCUGAACGUAGCGAAUGAAAAUGGUCAUACGGCGCUUCAUUACGCUAUGACCUGGAGAGAGCCUGACUACGCUCUUUAUUUACUUGAGAAGGGUAUCAGAGUUGGACGCCCCGAUAAAGAUGGCCGCACUGAACUAUGGUGGGCAGUGCACGUUGGACAAGAGCGUAUCGUACGUGAGAUCCUUGCGAGGCCAUUUGUGAACUAUUCUGUCGACAGGAAUCAUGAACAAGCCAAUCUUAAUAAUCCCUUAACUGAAGCGGCCAGGUGGCGGAGAUGGGACACUCUGAAGCUUCUACUGCGAGACUCGAGGAUCCAAGUCGAUUCAUCUUUCAUUAGUUCGCUCCAGAAGGAUUCUCGAUUUUCUGAUCGUUACUCGGCUCUUGAGAAGAUGCGGAAACAGAUGGAACUUGAGGAGCGCAAUCAUCCUAAUAUUAGGGAGGCUCUGGACGAUGUUAUUACUCGGAGGUAG